AAAUUAAGAAAAGAAGUGCUUACGUACAUGUCCGGUCUAUCAUGUCUGCAAGUGUCGCCUCAGACAGUAAACAUCUUUGAUUAAUCCUAGGGUUUUCACUGCUUCUGUUACAUUGGAUGGUUAUUACUGCUUGUCUGAAUCUCCAGCAAGAGCAUGGAAAGCUUCUCUAGUCAACUAUUUGAUUCAGAUUACGGCGAAAGGCGCUUUGGAGACGGAAAUUAUGACCGUCAUGAAAUUGAGGACGACGACCUCUCUAAAAGUAUCGAUUUGUGUCUAGGUGAAGUUGACAAGACUAUAGAGCACUCUAAUGAUAGUUUACCUUCAAUAUGCGGCAUUGUCGAACCGUACAUUGACAUGAAAUUCAAGUCAAGAGAUGAUGCUAGAGAAUUUUAUAUUGCUUAUGGUAGGCAUACAGGGUUUACUGUGCGCAUCCAUCAUAACCGGCGUUCUAGAGUAAAUAACAUGGUUAUUGGUCAGGAUUUUGUUUGCUCUAAAGAAGGUUUUCGUGAAAAGAAAUACAUAUACAGGAAAGAUAGAAUUCUUCCUCCUCCGCCCAUAACGCGAGAAGGCUGUCCUGCAAUGUUGAGGGUAGCUUUAAGAGAUGGAGAUAAGUGGAUUGUCACCAAAUUUAUAAAAGAACAUAACCACUCGUUAAUGUCUCCAAGUAAAGUACCGUGGCGAGGAUCUGCAAAAUGUUUGGUCAAUGAGGAUGAGAAGGACCGGAGAAUACAAGAACUUACAAUCGAGCUGAACAAUGAGAGACAGAAAUGUAAACGUCGGUGUGCUGCGUACCAAGACCAAUUACGUAGAGUGUUGGCCUAUAUUGAGGAACAUACUAGUCGCUUGACUAGUACGGUUCAUGAAAUUGUUAACAAUGUUAAGGAACUUGAAACUGAACAGCUUGAGCCUUGAAGUAUCAGAUUUCUAACA
Messenger RNA from Mercurialis annua (annual mercury), 930 nucleotides. RefSeq names its product protein FAR1-RELATED SEQUENCE 5-like. The transcript is spliced from 3 exons. The record is from RefSeq and is a predicted model, not a curated record. The coding region runs from base 154 to 912 and encodes 252 amino acids. Lineage: Eukaryota; Viridiplantae; Streptophyta; Magnoliopsida; Malpighiales; Euphorbiaceae.